AUAUGGUGAUGGUGUCUUCAGUUUUGCCGCCAUUUCAACUGCUUACCAGAUCAAGCAACCAUUCUAGGGUUUGGCAUUUGGCGGGAAAGCAAAAAGGGGACUGAGAGAUUGAAGGAGAUAGAAUGGCGAACAAAUUAAUCAGUCAGAUGGGAUUACCCAGAUCGAUAGCUAAUAUUUUUGCAGCGCGUAAUAUUACCACAGCCAAGGAAGCUUUGUCUUUAACUGAAUUUGAGUUGUUGGAGUUAUUGGAUGUGGGAUUAUCUGAAGUUGCAUUUGCAGUUGCACACAUUAGUGAAAUUACUUCUCCUCCUUAUCAGACUGUGCUUUCUUUGAUGGAGCAAAGACUUCAAAAUGAGCAUUUAGCUGGGCAUCUUUCCACAUGUUUAAAAGGUUUAGACGAGGCCUUAUUUGGUGGAAUCCCAUUUGGCGUCCUGACAGAACUCGUUGGUCCAGCUGGAAUUGGCAAAACGCAAUUUUGCUUGAAACUCUCUUUAUUAGCUGCUCUGCCACCAAGCUAUGGAGGUUUAGGGGGCCGUGUCAUAUAUAUUGAUGUAGAAUCUAAGUUUAGUUCCAGAAGGAUGAUUGAAAUUGGUAUGAGAAGCUUUCCUGAUGUAUUUCACAAGAAAGACAUGGCACAAGAGAUGGCUGGUAGGAUUCUUGUUUUGCGGCCAGCAUCACUUUCUGAAUUCACUGAGAGUUUGCAGAAAAUCAAGGUUUCACUUCUUGAGCAAGAAGUAAAGCUAGUAAUCAUUGAUAGCAUGGCAGCUCUUAUUACUGGGGAAUAUGAGCAAGGGGCACCCAUACAGAAUUCUUUGGGUUGGCAUAUUUCGUUUAUCAAGUCAAUUGCUGAGUUUGCACGAAUUCCAAUUGUUGUGACAAACCAAGUUCGAUCCCGGAACAGGAAUGAGGUUUCCCAUUAUUCUUUUCAAGAACUGAGCAGCAGUGGAGCUCAAGGAUGUUCUCCAGGAUAUGACUCUCAUCUUGUUGCUGCCUUGGGUGUUCAUUGGGCUCAUUCUGUGACAAUCCGUUUGGUGCUUGAAGCAAAAUCUGGUCAGAGGUUCAUCAAGCUUGCAAAGUCUCCAAUGUCACCACCUCUAGCUUUCCCUUUCAUCAUAACCUCAUCCGGAAUUUCAUUGCUGAGUGACAGUGGAAAAGAACUGAGUGGAACAGAGAUCAAUGAGAUUCACUGUCAAGCAUACAGUGAUAUUAUCAGCAACCAUUGGGAAAAUCAGCAGUGACUAUUGCCACUCAAAUGUGAAGGGGACUGCUAACAUCUCUGGCUUGUCAUGAUGCACAUACGAGAGAGACUUGUACUGAAUUGGUGGUUUCCUGUUAUUAACGGUCAAUUAACAAGGAAAUGGUUAAUCAAUUCCUAAUUAUUAUUUUCAUUCUCAUUUCAUGCGUGAAUUUUCUUUCCUAUUUCGUGAAAAUCCAUAAUUUAUUCUACCAUUCUCUUUUUUUUUUCAUGUUGUCUUUACAGGAUAGCUUAGAACUAACAUGCGGAACAUAGAAGAUGGAAAAGAUAUCAAACCUGCGGAUGAUAUUUGUUGAGAGGAAUUGUCUGCCUUAGUUGCUUAGUGAUAAAAAUGUUUGGAAAAUACAGGCAGGACCUUAUUUUGAUUAAUUAAAAUGCUGGAACAAGGUUAGCACCAAUUUGAUCAUCCUUCAGCCAGCUCCUAUUUGAGACAAUAAUGCUUCAUGAAAUACCUACAGCCAUUGAAGUUCUAUAUGUUAUAGAAUAUGUUUUGAAAUUUUUAGAUUAUGCUCCUGAAAUGGUUGCCAUCAAUACUUGAAAUGCUGCUUUUCUUCUGAAUAUUAUCUUGAUGGUGGAGGGCCAAAAUGUUUGUUAUUGUUCGGCCAACUGAAGGUGGCGAUUGCCACAUCUGGUGUAGUAGACUAGAGUUUCAAAGAUUGCAAAACAUUAGACUUUGGAACUCUUGGAACACAAUGGCGCUAUAGAAAGCAUAGAAUUUGUGUUAUGGACUAAUAUAUUUUAUGGUCACAUGAGUGCUUCAUCAUGCCAAAUUUCAAGUACAGCAAGCUCGAGAAGGAAAAGAAAAUGAGUUUAUGAACCUGAAGGAUAAGGAAAUGGCUUGCUGGAAGACAGGUCGAGUUCUCCAAAACCUGUUUAUGGGUAUUUUUGCAAGUGCUUGUCUGGAAAGAAAGUUAUCUCGAUACUGCCAAAUUAAGGAAGAUUAUGGUGUGUAUCUAUUUGACAUGUGGGAGUCAUCGGCUGCGCCAGCAACCGAGGUAUUAUUAAUGCAUUAAAAAGAAUUGCAAAUUGGUCUUAGAACUUGGCACUUUUUUUUGUUUUUUUAAUGAAUGUCUGAACAUGUUUAGCUUUUAAGUACAGAAAUGAUCCGAUGCUGUUUGCAAUAAAUUAAUGAGACAUAAUACCCUUGUUAGUCACUAA
This is a messenger RNA of Momordica charantia (bitter melon), 2413 nucleotides long. RefSeq names its product DNA repair (Rad51) family protein (gene RAD51B). The record is from RefSeq and is a predicted model, not a curated record. Gene Ontology annotation, cellular component: replication fork; Rad51B-Rad51C-Rad51D-XRCC2 complex. Lineage: Eukaryota; Viridiplantae; Streptophyta; Magnoliopsida; Cucurbitales; Cucurbitaceae. Gene Ontology annotation, molecular function: ATP-dependent DNA damage sensor activity; single-stranded DNA binding; ATP binding. Gene Ontology annotation, biological process: double-strand break repair via homologous recombination.